AUUUUUAUUUUAUUUUUGUAAAGAAUUAGGCGCUCUCUUUCCGGGCUUAUGCAACACUCAUCACGUGUUGUACAAAGAGGCGGAGCUGGGGCAUUCCCAGUCCAAGGCAAUAAUGAAAAGUCUGCAAACGGCGCUUUGAGAAGAACACAUUGCAGCUGGACUGGACAUCACUGAGAAGUGCUUUUAAUGUACAACACGAUGUCACGACUGGCGAAUUGUAUUUUAACUGCAUCCACGUCCCUCUUCGACGUCCCGCCAUCAGUGAUAGAGCGCUUUUGUAAAAUACUAGACAGCAGUGAUGGAGAUCUUGGCUGGAGGGGUCUCGCUGAGCGGAUGUUGCCGGACUGGCUGGAGGUGCGUCGAUUGGAGAGGAUGAGCGAGCAGGGGAAGAGCCGGACCCGUGAGCUGCUGUGGAGCUGGGCACAGAGGAACGGGACCGUGGGAGACCUCAUGCACAUACUGCAAGACAUGGACCAUCAGAGGGCUAUACAGCUCUUCAAACAGCAAGGGUUAACAGCUGCAUCUUCACCUUGGAGGUUGAAGGCUGGAGAAAUCUCUGAUCAUAGGGGAUGUUAUCAGAUGGGGAAUAAUGCUGAUGCUUGGGAGCUGGCUGAUGAAUCCCGCGCUAGACCAGGAGCAAAACAGCAGCCGUUGAUCAGCUAUCCUGACAUUAUCGAGGGCACCAGGAACUUUCACCAAGACCUGAAGAUUGGAGAGGGGACCUUCUCAGAGGUGUAUAAAGCAGUGAUGAGGAACCAGACAUAUGCUGUGAAGUUAUUCAAGCAGGGAAAACAGACUGAAUGGAAAAAACUCUGGAAACUCUUCAUGUCGGAAAUAAACGUUCUGCUUUUAUACCACCAUCCACACAUUGUUGAACUGAGUGGUUACUGCUCAGACAGUGGGAGCUACUGCCUGGUCUAUCCCUACAUGCACAACGGCUCUCUGCACAGCAGGCUCCACUGUUCGUCGGACAAGCCCACAUUCCUUCCUUGGGAGACACGCCUCAACAUUGUCAAAGGAACAGCACAAGCCAUCCAGUAUCUGCAUACAGCCCAGCCCUGCGCUGUCAUAUGUGGCAACAUCACCAGUGCAAAUAUAUUGCUGGAUGAACGCUUUGAACCCAAGCUGUGUGACUUUGGCAUGGCCAGCCUGAGGCCUCACUCUGUUAAUCAGAGCUGCACCAUCAUCCUGGACCCCGGCACCCGCAGAGCCUGGGGGUACCAGCCAGAGGAGUACAUCCGGGAUGGCAAGCUGUCAGUCAAACUGGACGUCUACAGCUUCGGGGUGGUGAUCAUGGAGGUGUUAUCAGGGAGAAGAGCUAUGCAGGAGGGCCCGCGACACACUCUGUUGAGGGAUUUGGUCACAGAGGCGGUGGAGAGAAGUGGUGGUGUUGACUCCUGUCUGCAGUUUCUGGAUGAGAGGGCUGGUUCCUGGCCCCAUGCUGUCUCACUGAAGCUCUUCCACUUAGCGAUCGACUGCACAGCAUCCCGUGCCAGAGUCAGGCCACUGAUGACCACUGUGUUGGAAGUGUUGAGUGAACUGAACCCAGCCUGUUACUCAGCAGAAGAUCAGCCUCAUACACUGAAAGACAUGGAGGCUCCUCCUCUGACUUACGGACAUGUCCGCAUGAGCCUGCCAGUGGAGAAUGAUGAAAUCCAGGAUUUUCCUUUCCAAACCCCAGAGCUGAACACAGACGGUUCUCGUCAGAGGGAGCAGAGAAGAGCCCAGAAGAGCCCGUGUGAGUGCAGCCAGUCGGAGGUCACGUUCAGAGGAAGUGACUCUGGGAUGAAUGCAAAGGGAAGUGAGGCAAUUGCCAGCGAGUCACCCUACAGCGUGUGGAGGUUCCUGCUCCCGGAAAGCAGAGCCGAGGACUGGCCUGCGUCUCAGAGGCUGCCAGGCCCUUGUUGCAGCAGAGCGGUGGAGUGCAGCUGUGCCUCUGAAGAAGCUGGAGGAGAGUGUGAGGAAUGCAAAGCGAGUGGGUUCCUCUUACCAACAGCUGAUACCCCCAGAGACAUCAUCCAGUCAGCUGACAGAAGAUGAGUGUUAUGAACAAUAGUGUGCAAACCUCAGGAACGCCGCGUCACAGAGACAACCUUCUCUGUCAGCUUUUUAUUUAAACUAUUGCAAGAAUAAUGUACAGUAUGUCAAUAUUAUAAAAUACAUUUAAAAAUAUUGAUACAUAUAUUCUGUUUAUUUUUUGUAUUUUGUUUUGUAAUAACGUGCAGUAAUAAAAUGCACUGUGAAAUAAGCCAUUAAUAUGCAUUGGCAAAAAUUUCAACAUAUUUCUAAUAAUUUGAUACUGUUCUGUUACAGUAAUGAAGUGCAUUUGUAUUCCCUGUGGUACUGCACACAUAUCUAAGCUAUGCACAGGUUGCCCAUCAGUUUAUUUGAAUCGUUUCUGGCAGCUUGCAGACAACAUUGUGUCAUGGUGUUUUUGGACCAAGUAUUUGGACCAGUAUUUUCAGAGAUUACUGGUAUUUGAUUCUGAGAUAAGGAGGAGCAAAUGAUUUCAUCAUUUAUGUGAAUUCUGUUUUUAUCUUGAUAUUGUGUAAUACUGAAGUCAACCGACAUCAGUUGAAGCAACAGGAUUUCCACUUUGAUGUCAUUCCUACCAGGUUUUAUUGUCCUUGGAAGCUAAUGUAAACAUAACCUAAUUUAAGAUGUAUUUUGGUGAUUAACUGUUUAUUAUUUAAACUUGCUUUUCAAUAUAGCUUUAACAAUGAAAUGCUUUAAAAUACAUAAUAGGUGUGUAUCACAAAACCCAAGUAGUGAACUUUGAAAAUGACUGUUCAACAGUGCUGUUUACGUUUCUAUAAAACAUCUAGAGUGAUCCACUGUGUGGAAGAUGGCUUUAUUCUGUACAAAUGUGGAAAUAAUAAAAAGGGAUUAAAU
This is a messenger RNA of Polyodon spathula (Mississippi paddlefish), 2892 nucleotides long. RefSeq names its product interleukin-1 receptor-associated kinase 3 (gene irak3). Lineage: Eukaryota; Metazoa; Chordata; Actinopteri; Acipenseriformes; Polyodontidae. Gene Ontology annotation, molecular function: ATP binding; protein binding; protein kinase activity. Gene Ontology annotation, biological process: signal transduction; protein phosphorylation. The record is from RefSeq and is a predicted model, not a curated record. The transcript has 13 exons. Bases 187 to 2040 code for a protein of 617 amino acids. Gene Ontology annotation, cellular component: plasma membrane.